AUGAUGAAUCAUCAAUCAAUGAAAGUCAACGACGAUGAAAGUUCUCCUAUCAAUCAAAAUAAAAAUAAUGAUGAUGAUAAUGAUGCUGUCGAUAUGGAUGUCAAUGAACUGAACGAAGAAGAGAAACAAAAUUCUCAUAUGGAUAGUGGUCUUAUAGCUGAAUCAGACGACGACGAUGAUAAAUCACCACAAAUCGAUGAAAGCCCAACUGAUCCCGAAUCGACGAACGAAGGGAUAGAUGAUGUUUCCUAUGAAUUCGAAUAUAAGAAAGACAAAGCAAUAGAAGAAUUGUCGGCUGUAUUCAAAUUACUGAACAUAGAUCCGAUUCGUGACAGGUUUCAAUCAAAACCAAAUCAGGCUCGACGAUCGCUUGUUCUUCGAAAAAACAGUGGAAUAUUCGCUUAUCCACAGUGUCUGCAAGGAACUAAUCGUGCUUUGUCUGACUCAACGAUUGAUGAAGUGGUCAAGUUUUAUCGUGAAGAUGGUAUCAGUCGAGCCUCAUCCAAUUUCAAAGACACGAUUAAAAUCAAUGGACAAUCAGUAGCAGUUCACUUUCUAGAAAUGACUGUGUUGGACGCGUAUCGAAUAUUCAAUGAACAACAUCCUGGACUUGUUGCGCGAUCAACUUUCAAUGCUCUUCGACCACGAGAAGUAAAAACUGCGACACCACAUGAUACGUGUAUCUGUAUAAUUCAUGAGAACAUUGACUUGUUGUUGAAGGCUUGGAACAACCACUAUCAAAAAUGUGCUGGUACAGCUACUUUAUCAGCAACCAAUAAGAUUAAUAUGAAAGAUCUAAUUAAUCAAAUGGUGUGCACAGACUCUAAUGAAAAGUGCUUCAGUGGUAAAUGCAAUAAUUGUUCAUCGGAGAACAUCAGAGAUAUUCUCGCUGGUAACAGUAUGGUGGAUUUGGAUAAAGAAUGUUCAUGGACUCUGUGGAAGAAAGUUAACAAUAAGUUCGACCUUCAACAGAUGUUUGACUCAGUUGAAUCUCUCAUAUCGGAAAUUGAAGAAAGAUGGCCAUCAUUCUUGCUUCAUACACACAUAAACAGAGAACAAUGUGAAUUCAUCAAAGACUUGCGCAGCAAAUCGACGAACGCUUCGUUUGUGGUGGCGCAGAUAGAUUUCUCAAUGAAUUACACAUUGAUACGUCAGCGUGAAGUUCAACAAGGAUUCUUUAGUCAGCACCAAGUCAGCUUAUUUACAAUCCAUCUUACCAUUGGAGAUGAACACAAAAAUUUAGCAAUUAUAAGCAAUUAUAUGGAACAUACAACAGCAUUCGUGCACUGUGCACAAAAAAUUCUCGUUGACUUUAUUAAGAAAAAUUUUCCAUUGGUAAAAAAGAUCAAUUAUGUGAGUGAUGGGGCAUCUGCCCAUUUUAAGAAUAACGCUAGUAUCUUGAACCUGAUUCAUCACAAGCGCGAUUUUGGUUUGGAUGCUUCUUGGACGUUCACAGCUACGGAUCAUGGUAAAGGUACUGGAGACGGAAUUGGGGCAGUGCUAAAGUCUACCGCCAGACGUGAUACACUUUCCAAGAACAUUCUCAUGUCAAACGCAAAGGAUUUUUACGAGUUUUCAAAAAAACAACAACUUGAAACAGCAAAAAGAUCCAACAAAGAUAAUCCUCCUGUUAAUAUCUUCUAUCUUGACUCGGAUGAAGUAGAAAAAGUUAAGAAAACUUACUUAAAAACUAGAACCGAAAAACUUCGAGCAACAGGUACAAUACAAGGUAUUCGUAGUAUGCAUGAAUUUAAGCCAACUGAUCAUUCAACCGUUCAAUAUAGUUUGACGUCUUGA
This is a messenger RNA of Adineta ricciae, 1797 nucleotides long. The record is from the annotation of a GenBank genome assembly. NCBI's taxonomy places the organism in Eukaryota, Metazoa, Rotifera, Eurotatoria, Adinetida, Adinetidae.